Messenger RNA from Vavraia culicis subsp. floridensis, 1258 nucleotides. RefSeq lists its product as uncharacterized. NCBI's taxonomy places the organism in Eukaryota, Fungi, Microsporidia, Pleistophoridae. The transcript has a single exon. The coding region runs from base 15 to 1226 and encodes 403 amino acids. The record is from RefSeq and is a predicted model, not a curated record.
AGAGAUGUCAAUUAAUGUUCAUUCCCGUAUUAUUCCUCACAGGGCUACUUACCGUAACAUGCUAUUCUGCAAAUGAGGCUGCCAUUGAAGAGGCAUCGCUCACCACAGAAAGAGGACACGCCGAAGAACACGGAACAGAAGAAGAUGACCAGAGUGCUAUUGAAAAUGAUGUUUGUGUUGAGGACAAGUGCAGUGGAUUGAUGCCAUGCUCCGAUUUCAACAACUGUGAUCCGCAGGACUACGCGUACGAGGAUGAUGAUGCCAGCAGCACCGGUGAGAUGUACGUUAUUGACUAUGACACCGAUGAGCUUUUCAACGGUGAUGCAGAGUUCGAUAUGAACGGAUUUAUGAGUGAGAUUAGAAGCUUCCCAUUCAAAACGAUUGCGGCUGAAAGAAAAAGGAAAGAGGAGAGCACAUCGGAAUUGGAUUCGAAGCAGAAUGAUGAGGCUAAGAAGGAUGAGGAUGAGAAUGUUGAGGAUGAGAAGGAUGUUGAACCCAAGAAUGUUGAGGAUGAGAAGGAUGUUGAACCCAAGAAGGAUGAGGAUGAGAAGAACGACGUUGAACCCAAGAAUGAUGAAGAUGAGAAGGAUGUUGAACCCAAGAAGGAUGAAGAUGAGAAGAACGACGUUGAACCCAAGAAGGAUGAAGAUGAGAAGAACGACGUUGAACCCAAGAAUGAUGAGGAUGCCGCUGCAUCAGAAAAGGCGCAAGAAAGCGAUUCUCAGCUCGAAAAAGUACAGGAAUUGGAGAAGAAGCCAGAGACAACGAUCGAAUCUGGCGAGCUACAGUCUGCAGAUGAGACCAAGCCGAUGCCCAAGCAUGACGACGAACCAGCAUCUACGGAGCAAUCUAAAGCAGUUUCUGAAGAAAGCCCUGAACUCGAAGCAAACCCAGCACCUGAAACACAGGAGAAACAUUUGGAUAGGCACGCAGUUCCAAAUGCCGAAUCCUUGGCAUCAGGUGGUGAUAACGUUGUGCGAUCUAAUCCUGCGGUCUCUGAAGAGGCUGUUCCUGCCAAUGCCGAAAAUGCAAAACUGGUCAUCACGCCCAAACUUGAGAACGAAGUAGAAAUGGCGCUUUAUUACGGUUCAGAGGACAUAAAAGAGUUCUGUGAACGACUUGCAAAGAAGGACAGAAAAUACGCCGAGAAAGCACGAGCACUGUUAAACACUUUUUUGAAGGGGUUGGAGGCGCUGGAAAGUGAGGCAGUGCAAAAUGUUGUGUAAUUUGUGCCAUUUAAAUAAAAAGUUUUUCGUAA